Psilocybe cubensis is the source of this 753-nucleotide messenger RNA. RefSeq lists its product as uncharacterized. The coding region runs from base 1 to 753 and encodes 250 amino acids. Gene Ontology annotation, biological process: regulation of microtubule polymerization or depolymerization; spindle assembly; protein localization to microtubule plus-end. The record is from RefSeq and is a predicted model, not a curated record. Lineage: Eukaryota; Fungi; Basidiomycota; Agaricomycetes; Agaricales; Agrocybaceae. The transcript is spliced from 6 exons. Gene Ontology annotation, molecular function: microtubule plus-end binding. Gene Ontology annotation, cellular component: cytoplasmic microtubule; microtubule plus-end; spindle midzone.
AUGACGGCUGUAUCAAGAACGGAUCUCCUCAACUGGCUCAAUGAGCUCCUCCAGAUAAGCUACUCGAAGAUCGAGCAAUGUGGCACUGGCGGCGCCUAUUGUCAAAUUCUUGACUCAAUCUACGGCGAUAUACCGAUGAAUCGGGUGAAGAUGAACGCGAAGCACGAGUACGAAUAUGUCGCGAAUUACAAAAUCAUGCAAACCGCUUUCAAGGCUAAGAAGAUCGACAAGCCUAUACCCGUGGAGAAGCUAGUCAAAUGCAAAAUGCAGGACAACCUCGAGUUCCUACAAUGGAUGAAGCGGUUCUGGGACGCUAACUACGGAGGUCAGGGUUACGACGCGGUCGCCCGACGAAAAGGCGCGCCUAUGGAAGGUCCCGCUACCGUGGCCCCACUCAACACAUCCCGAGCGACGCCUGCUGUCGGAUUGGGCGUCGGUGCUCGAACAGGCGGGCGAACGCCCAUCGGUGGGCAUCGUUCCGGAUCGGCGCUGUCGAACGAGGCCGUGCAACAUCUUCAAGAGCAGGUGAAGGAGCUUUCCUCGCACCUUGAGGGGCUCGAAAAAGAGCGCGAUUUCUACUUUGAGAAGCUACGUGACAUCGAGAUUCUGGUACAGGCUCAGAUGGAAACUUUGGAAAGUGAAGGGAAGGAAGACAGCACUUUGAAAGAGAUUCAGAAAAUUCUGUAUUCGACGGAGGAAGGAUUUGAAGUUCCCGAUGCCGGUGCCCCUGUCGAUGAAGAAGAAACCUUCUAG